This is a messenger RNA of Mytilus californianus (California mussel), 860 nucleotides long. RefSeq names its product myosin regulatory light chain 12A-like. Gene Ontology annotation, molecular function: calcium ion binding; myosin heavy chain binding. Gene Ontology annotation, cellular component: myosin II complex; cytoplasm. The coding region runs from base 129 to 707 and encodes 192 amino acids. Lineage: Eukaryota; Metazoa; Mollusca; Bivalvia; Mytilida; Mytilidae. The record is from RefSeq and is a predicted model, not a curated record. The transcript has 5 exons.
UUCAGUCGGGCAAAUUAUUUAAAUUCUCGGAUUUCAACAAGUAUUUGACUCUUUUGUCUUAGAACUUUAAUAUAUGAAUAUGAAUAAUACCUCGUCAUUUAUUUGACUGUACCAACAAAACGAGCAGAAUGAGUCGCAUUUCAGAACCAAAGUUUCAAAAAGCAGCGUCAGCCCAGUCCACAAAUGUUGGAAAAAGGGUCCUUAAAAGUCAAAAGACAAAAGGCAAAAGAGCACCAAGAUAUAGUUCUAAUAUUUUUGCAAUGUUUGAAGAAUCACAGAUUCAAGAAUUCAAAGAGGCUUUCAAUAUGAUAGACCAAAACAGAGACGGGGUGAUAGAUAAGGAAGAUCUUACUGACAUGCUUGCAUCCCUGGGCAAAAAUCCAACAGAUAAUUAUUUGGACGAGAUGAUGAAUUGUGCUCCAGGACCAAUUAAUUUCACCAUGUUCCUUACCAUGUUUGGUCAGAAACUCCAAGGAACCGACCCUGAAGAUGUAAUCAAGAAUGCAUUUGCAUGUUUUGAUGAGGGAGGCAAAGGAUACAUUCAAGAACAGCGUCUCAGAGAAUUACUCACAACAAUGGGUGAACGUUUGACGCUAGACGAGGUUGAUGAAAUAUUAAAAGAGGGACCAUGUUCAAGAGGACAAUUUGAUUAUAUAGCAUUCUCAAGAAUACUCAAACAUGGGAAGCCUAGCAAAAGUACACAAUAAACCGAAAGCAAUGAAGUACCACACUAAGCUAUUAGUUAUCCAGGAAAAAACCGCAAUAUAAUCAGUGAGACAGUUGACGAAAAUGUAUGAUACCAUGAUUACAUACAUUGGAUUUUGACAUUUAUUCAGUUUAUCAUUAAAAUUCAGUGAAGA